CUCUCUCUUUCUCUUCAUCUUGAAUCUUUCGGACACCAUCUCUGUGUCUUUCUCUCUCUCUCUCAAGUUAUUCCGAUCGCCAUGGCUGUGGAGAAGAAACGCCCACUGCAGAACAGCAACGCCGCCAAUGUCGACUCCGAUCCUGCGGCAGGGCCGAAGAAAACAAUCGAAGAAAUGUACCAGAAGAAGUCUCAGCUCGAGCAUAUUCUCCUCAGGCCCGAUACAUAUGUCGGAUCUAUUGAAAAGCACACCCAAAACCUUUGGGUUUACGAGAACGACAAAAUGGUCCACCGAUCCGUCUCCUACGUGCCUGGUCUUUACAAGAUCUUUGAUGAAAUUUUGGUUAAUGCUGCAGAUAAUAAGCAGAGAGAUCCUUCGAUGGAUUCUGUCAAGGUUGAUAUUGACGUCGAACAGAACUGUAUCAGCGUGUUCAACAAUGGAGAUGGAGUUCCGGUUGAAAUUCAUCAGGAAGAGAAGGUUUAUGUGCCUGAGUUGAUCUUUGGACAUUUGUUGACUAGUAGUAACUAUGACGAUACUGAAAAGAAAACCACUGGUGGACGCAAUGGCUAUGGUGCAAAACUUACCAACAUUUUUUCUACUGAAUUUGUGAUCGAGACGGCUGAUGGAAAACGCAUGAAGAAGUAUAAGCAGGUAUUCAAUGAUAAUAUGGGGAAAAAAUCUGAGCCGAUUAUAACAAAGUGCAAGGGGGGUGAUAAUUGGACCAAGGUAACUUUUAAGCCAGACUUGGCAAAGUUCAACAUGACUCAUCUUGAAGAUGAUGUUGUUGCACUGAUGAAAAAGAGAGUGUUGGAUUUGGCCGGAUGCCUUGGUAAAACCGUUAAGGUUGAGCUGAAUGGACAAAGGGUCCCUAUUAAAUCAUUUCAAGAUUAUGUAGAUCUCUACCUCAAAUCAGCAUCCACAUUCCAGACGGAACCUCCAAAAAGGUAUCACAUUAAGCCAAAUGAUCGAUGGGAAAUUGUGGUGACCUUAAGUGAGGGCCAGUUCCAGCAGGUCAGCUUUGUGAACGGGAUUUCAACCAUUAAGGGUGGAACUCAUGUUGAUUACAUCACUAAUCAAAUUUCAAAUUAUGUGAUGACUGCCGUAAAUAAGAAGAACAAAAAUGCUAACGUGAAGGCCCACAAUGUGAAGAACUAUUUGUGGGUUUUUAUCAACGCUCUCAUUGAUAAUCCAUCCUUCGACUCCCAAACCAAGGAAACUUUGACUAAACGUUCAAACAGUUUCGGUUCUACAUGCGAACUAACGCCAGAGUUUUUGAAGAAUGUGGCCACAAAAUCUGGAAUUAUGGACAGCGUUCUCUCAUGGGUUAAUUUCAAGCAAAGCAAAGACCUGAAGAAAACGGAUGGAGCUAAAACAGAAAAGAUUAGUGGUAUAGAAAAGUUGGAGGAUGCCAAUUGCGCUGGAGGGAAGAACUCGGAAAAAUGUACCUUAAUUUUGACGGAAGGAGAUUCAGCUAAGGCCCUUGCAAUGGCUGGGCUCGGUGUAGUAGGACGAGACUUUUAUGGUGUAUUCCCACUAAGAGGUAAAUUGCUCAAUGUGAGGGAAGCAACUAGUAAACAGAUCACGGAGAAUAAAGAAAUUCAGUACAUCAAGCAAAUUCUUGGACUUCAGCAAGGGAAGGAGUACAACAAUGCUAAGGCUUUGAGAUAUGGUCAUUUGAUGAUUAUGACCGAUCAGGAUCAUGAUGGUUCGCACAUUAAAGGACUCUUGAUCAACUUUAUUCAUUCAUUCUGGCCUUCUCUCCUAAGAGUGCCGUCGUUCCUGGUUGAAUUCAUAACGCCUAUUGUCAAGGCUACUCAUAAGAAUGGAACUGUUUUGUCAUUCUAUACCAUGCCUGAGUACGAGUCCUGGAAAGAGAGUUUGAGAGGCAAUGCAAGUGGCUGGUCAAUCAAGUACUAUAAGGGGUUGGGAACAAGCACAUCUAAAGAAGGGAGAGAGUACUUUGAACAGCUGACAAAGCACAAGAAAGAUUUUAUUUGGCAAGAUGACAAUGAUGGGGAGGCCAUUGAGCUUGCUUUCAGUAAGAAAAAGAUUGAAGAUAGAAAGAAUUGGCUCCGUCAAUUUGAGCCUGGUACCCAUCUAGAUCAGACAAGAAAAUUGAUAAAAUACAGCGACUUUGUCAACAAGGAGCUUAUAUUAUUUUCAAUGGCUGAUUUACAAAGGUCUAUUCCCUCGAUGGUUGAUGGCCUUAAGCCUGGCCAAAGGAAGAUCCUGUUCUGUUCUUUCAAGAGGAACUUUAUCAAAGAAGCAAAGGUUUCUCAAUUUUCCGGUUACGUAUCUGAGCACUCUGCUUAUCAUCAUGGCGAGCAGAGUCUUGCUAGUACCAUCAUUGGAAUGGCACAGGACUUUGUCGGCAGCAACAAUAUUAAUCUUCUUCUACCAAAUGGACAGUUCGGCACACGGAACCAAGGAGGCAAAGAUCAUGCAAGUUCUAGGUACAUCUACACUAAACUUUCAAAUGUUACACGGUUCCUUUUCCCGAAAGAUGAUGACAAACUUCUUAACUACUUAAAUGAAGACGGCCAGUCGAUUGAACCAACCUGGUAUAUGCCUAUCAUACCAACCGUUCUUGUCAAUGGAAGUGAAGGAAUUGGUACUGGGUGGAGUUCGUACGUUCCAAAUUAUAAUCCUAGGGACAUCAUUAAAAAUGUAAGACGCAUGUUGGAUGGUGGGACGAUGUUGCCAAUGGAUCCUUGGUAUAGAGGUUUUUCAGGAACUAUAGAGAAAACUGCUACUAAAGAAGGAGGCACUAGUUAUACUGUUAGUGGAAUUAUAGAGGAAGUCAGUGACACGAUGUUGAGAAUAGUUGAAUUGCCAGUCCGCCGAUGGACUAAUGACUACAAAGAUUUUCUUGACUCUGUCACAAAAGUUGCUACAAAGCAUGACAAAGAUAAAGAAAAAGCAGCGAAGGAACCUUUUAUUGAGCAAGCUGAUCACCACAGUGAUGACAAAAUUGUUUCCAUUGAUGUUCACUUAACGGAGGAAAACAUGUUACUGGCAAUCCAAGAAGGUUUGAAGAAGAAAUUCAAAUUAACUACAACUGUCAGCACUAGCAACAUGCACCUGUUUGAUGCUAAUGGCGUGAUUAAGAAAUAUGACACUCCAGAACAAAUUCUUGAGGAAUUUUUCCCCCUUAGACUUGACUUCUACGAGAAAAGAAAGAGAAAUCUUUUGGAAAACCUUGAAAUGGAGUUGCUUAAACUGGAAAACAAGGUGAGGUUUAUCCUUGGUGUGGUGAAUGAAGAGAUAAUAGUAUGCAAUAGAAGAAAGGUUGAUUUGUUCCAUGAGCUUCAAGCGAAAGGCUUUACACCCUUUCCAAAGAAGAAUAAAUCUGUUGAGCCGGAGGUUGCUGGGGCAUCUGAUGAAGCUGAUGAAGCAGAGGAGAGUCCAGAAGUUGUUAAAGAGGCGCGAGUUAGUGAUUACGAGUAUCUACUAUCUCUGACGAUUGGAACCUUGACCAUUGAGAAGGUUCAGGAGCUAUGUAAUGAAAGAGACAAGCUGAAAGGAGAAGUGGACGAUCUGAGGAAGGCAACCCCCAAGGCUUUGUGGCUGAAUGACCUUGAUUCUCUUGAGAAAGAACUUGAUGAGAUGGAUAAUAAUGAUGCUCAGGCAAUGGAGGCAAGAAAAAAACAAAGAGACAAAUUGAAUAACGAUUUAAAGCCAAAAAUCUCUAGAAAUGCACCAAAAGCUCCACGUAACGGUAAGAAAACCAGCAAUGCAGAACCUGUCACAGAAAGUAUGGACACAACAUUUAGUUCUACAACAGCGGAAGUUGCAAAUAACCCGGUGGUGAAGCCCAAAGGCAAAGCAGCUCCAAGAAAAGCUCCCGCUAAGAAGGGUAAAGCUGCAGUUCUCGACGACGACGACGACGAAGUCCUCGAGCUUAAAGAUCGUCUUGCUGCCUAUAAAAUUGAGUCAUCUCCUGAACCAUCAGAAGUUUCCAUGGAAACUGAAGUGCCGCAAGUACAAGCGGCCAAGAAGAAAGAACCCAACAAGAGAGCAGCUGCCAAGAAGAAAACUACUGCAAAGUCUGCUCAGAUGUCAGUUAGUGACGAUGAUGACGAUGAUGACGAUGAUGAUUUUGAAGUAAAGGAGGUAGCCCCUCCGGCAACCAAGAAGGGAGGAGGAAGAGGAGGAGGAAGAAAGGCAGCUGCUACAAAUGCCAAAACAACCAAGCCUCCUGCUGCUGCAGCGAAGUUGGGGCAGAAACUGAUAACUGAAAUGCUGGAACCGGCAGAGAACUCCGGCAUCUCACCGGAGAAGAAAGUGAGGAAGAUAAGAGCAUCACCUUUCAACAAGAAAAGUGGCUCUAUAUUAGGAAGAACAAUUGGGGAAGAGGACGAAGAAGAAGAAGAAGAAGAAGAAAGUGGAAUUGAAGAGAAAGUGAUGGGUUCUGCUUCUUCUGAGACCACUAAAGAAGAAGUCGCCGGAGUUCUGCCGGCGAGAGGAAGAUCAAUGAGAGCAAACAGAACACAGGUCAGAUAUGUGGUUAGUGAUUUGGAUAGUGAGACAGUUUCUGAGGAUUCGGACUCUGAUGAAGAUUGAUUGAAGAAUCUCUUUGUUUGUAUAGACAAAACUUCUUUCCGGUGAAUUAACUGAGCUUCUCGACUCUGUUCUGUCUUUUUGGGGUAGAAAUUAGGAAGUUCAACGAUGUAUGAUCCAUUCAUAUCUUAAUGAUGAAGAUUUGGGGCAUUGGAUGGAGUAUUCUGUGUAGGGUGUCCCACAUCCAGACCAAAGUAGGAAAAAAAGGGGGGGAAAUUCACUCCAUACAUAU
This is a messenger RNA of Benincasa hispida (wax gourd), 4792 nucleotides long. It is a transcript of the gene TOPII, whose product is annotated as topoisomerase II. The record is from RefSeq and is a predicted model, not a curated record. Gene Ontology annotation, molecular function: DNA topoisomerase type II (double strand cut, ATP-hydrolyzing) activity; ATP binding; DNA binding. Gene Ontology annotation, biological process: DNA topological change; sister chromatid segregation; resolution of meiotic recombination intermediates. Lineage: Eukaryota; Viridiplantae; Streptophyta; Magnoliopsida; Cucurbitales; Cucurbitaceae. Gene Ontology annotation, cellular component: nucleus.